AUGGAGUACGGUGCGGAAGAAAAAGCUUGGUCUGUGGUUUGGUAUGGCAAAUACGGUUCGCCGAUAAAUGUUCAAAGGGAAUACAGGAUGAAAUACGGACGUAAGGCUCAACCCAGAUCGCAAGACAUUUCGGCGUUGGUGGAACAGGUUCCUUGAGACUGGCAGGUUAACAGGAAACAAAAAAAGCAGGAAAGAUGGGUACGAACGGAGCUGAAAAUUGAAGAAGUUUUGUCAAAAUUCCGAGAAAAUCCGCAUAUGAGUACACGAAGUUUGGCCAGAACCGAGGGAAUGCCUUCACCAAGGACCAUUCGACGAACUCUGGAGGUUGAUCUUCACUUUUUGUUCUUAUUCUCAUCGUCGAUUUUCAGGAGGGGAAAUUCCACCGUAUUUUUCUUCCGCACCGUACUCCAUUUUCGGACACCCCGGGAAAGGCCGAAAAAACAACCGAAAAACGACCAAAAAAAUGAACUUCAAGAAUAAAUCCAAUAACUGUAGAUGACACUUACCUAUGUAUAACAUAUUUGGUAUCAGACAAAAUGGGGUUGUCUGAGGAUUCAGGGAAAAAAAGAAUUUUAAAAUUUGGCCCAAAAUUAAAGAAGUUAUAGCCAAUUCAAAUCGGGCACCGAAUUUGGUACACCCUGUAUUAGGUUCAAUUUCAAGGGCUCGAUGAGUCAAUUUUAGGCCUAAAAACUUGAGCAUAAUUUGUUUAUACAGUGACAAACCUGAUCCAGUAGCAAAACCGUACCAUUUGUCAUCCGGUAAGCAUCAAAAAAUGUGGCAAAAUGCCUCCCUCUCCAACUAAAAAACUUCGUUUUGAAUUUCCCUCACAAAAAGGGAGGGUGGGUUUUUUGAAAUCGAAAUUUUUUCAUUUGGAGAGGGAGGUAUUUUGCCACAUUUUGUGAUACUUCCCGGAUGCAAAAUGGUAGGUUUUUUGCCACUGGAUCAGGUCCCUCACUGUACUAGUCUCGGUAAAAGUUCCUUAUUUUGGCCACAACUUAUAACUUUGCGGAAACUGGUCGGAAUUAGCCCAAAUUUAGCGUGCACGCUCAAUUCAUCGUUGUCAAUGCCCGGACAGUGGAUUUAGUUAGUGAGGUACCUUCUUUUUUACGUACCACCUUACCCUUCAAAAACGGCUGCAUCCUGUGAUUUUACACUUUAUACGAUGAAACAUGUCCGGAACUAAACUUAUUGCCUCCGUAUGGAACUAAAUGAGUCGUCACAGCCUUCGUAGGUACCCUUAAAACUAUAGAGCUAUUAUGGUAAUUCAGUGCCAGCUAGGUCGCAGCGUUUUUUCCUAACUUCAUGCCCAAGCUUGGGCGCAGUUCGCGGGGUACCUUUGUUGCGGCCAAAAUAAGGAACUUUCUCCAGGGUGGGUCUUUUGAAAUCGGAAUUUUUUUCACAUGGAGAGAGAGGUAUUUUGCCAGAUUUUGUGAUACUUAGUUUUUUAGUCGGAGAAGGAGGUAUUUUGCCACAUUUGUGAUACUUCUCGGAUGCAAAAUGGCACGUUUUUUGAUACUGGCUCAGGUCCGUCACUAUGAUACUAGUCUCCCUUUUAGGCUUACUCCCUCGACUCAUUUGAGCUCUCGCUUUCAAUCAGCUAUGAUUACAAAGUCGAAAAUGUCGCGAAUUUCGACCAUACCCGAGCCCAAAGCCAUUUACUUCAAGCUCUCCGUAACAGCAUUUCUGAAGAGACCGUUGAAGACGUUAUUAGUGGCAUUUCCGACCUGGAACGUCAGAUGAAUAAGCAGCUAAAAAGAGGUGGAAAUUUGUUCGGAAUCAAGAUUUCGAACAUAGUUAUCGACAGAGUCGAUAUUAUUGGUCAACUGCAAUUCCCAAAGCAAGAAGAAGUGAAGGAAAUGAGCUGGGAGGAGGAGGAGAGGCUUUGUGAAGAGGCAAAGAAAGCCGCCGAUUUAUUGGAUCAGAAUCCAAUGGCUUUACAGCUCAGGAUUUUACGGUCCGUGGAGCAGAAUGGGUAAGAAAUUUGGGGGAUUUUUCAAUGGGAAAAUAUUGUGAAUUCGACCCGGAAAUUUUGAUAAAAUUUGGGAGAAAUUCACAGUAAUCACAGCGUUUCGAACAUUUUUUCCGCCGCCGAUCGGUGUCGAAAAAAGGAAAAAAUGAAAAGUAGUGCUUACAAGUCGGUGUAUAUUUGGCUAGCCACAAUAGAUGUAACUAAACUAAAAAGUGGUUGUUAGACUAUAAGAGAUUGCCAUUCGACGUAUACAAACUACAUCAUCAUACCUUACAGUGAGGGACGGGAUCCAAUGGCAAAAAACGUCGGCUUUUGCAUCCCGGAAGGGGCCAAAAUGACUCCAAACCCUUCCCUUCUCUAACAAUAAGCUAUAAAACCCCGAUUUGAAGAGCCCGCCUUGAAGGAAAGGGCGCGCUUUUCAAAGCGGAGUUUUUUAGCUUUGAGAAGGGAAGGGUUUGGAGUCAUUUUGGUCCCUUCCAGGAUGCAAAUUCGGAGCAGUUUUUUUUUGGUCAAACCUUUUUGGUCGAUUAUCUCGGCUCCCAGAGGCCGGUGGAGGUAGCGGUUUUCAGAUUUGAUAUCUCCGUCCUAUAUACCCUCCCCAUCGCUGUAACAGUCGUUUUUAAAAAUCGAUCCGUGACUUAAGUGACUUCCCUUGUUAGAGAAGGGAAGGGUUUGGAGUCAUUUUGGCCCCUUCCGGGAUGCAAAAGCAGACGUUUUUUGCCAUUGGAUCAGGUCCCUCACUGUAUGUUAACGUUGAGAAAAUGAUGAUCGAAAAUUAUCAAAAAUUCAACCUUCAGGUAAAAAAAAGUGUACUUUCCAGCGCUUAAACAUACACUUUUUUUCUUCCAUCAUAUACAGAAUUUCAAGAGCUACAACAUAGACAGAAUCAGUCAUUUUCCUGGGCCUUUAAACUUAGUUAUGACUCAAAAGAGCCUAAUUUUGGCAAAUUUCUAACAAGAGAAGUACUCCAAGUGCGACGCUCAGAUUUUCAGGGAACUUGGCGCAAAUUUAGAAUAACUUUUUCUAAAAUGUAUGCCAGAAUCCUAGCUCGCGCUUUGCAGAAACCGUCAAGUCUAAAUUCUCAUGGCUUUUUGCUAUGAAUAGUAUGUUACAAAUAACCUCCGUUUUUCCAUUUUUCAGUAAACAAAACUACAAUCUCGUCCUGCCAAUGGCCUCACAGCAACCUGAAGUCUAUGGUCAUCAGACCUCUCAUUCGAUUCUUGGCGAUUUCACUCGAGGAUGUUCCUCUCGAUACCAGAGAAUCUACAUGAGUCCUCCUCAUAAUGACCCAAUUUAUGAUAGAAUUGUGUAA
Molecule: messenger RNA, 3281 nt
Organism: Bursaphelenchus xylophilus (pine wood nematode)
Lineage: Eukaryota; Metazoa; Nematoda; Chromadorea; Rhabditida; Aphelenchoididae
Source: the annotation of a GenBank genome assembly